Oryzias melastigma (Indian medaka) is the source of this 482-nucleotide messenger RNA. RefSeq names its product extracellular calcium-sensing receptor-like. Gene Ontology annotation, molecular function: G protein-coupled receptor activity. Gene Ontology annotation, cellular component: membrane. NCBI's taxonomy places the organism in Eukaryota, Metazoa, Chordata, Actinopteri, Beloniformes, Adrianichthyidae. The coding region runs from base 4 to 453 and encodes 149 amino acids. The transcript has 2 exons. The record is from RefSeq and is a predicted model, not a curated record. Gene Ontology annotation, biological process: G protein-coupled receptor signaling pathway.
UGGAUGGCCAGUGAAGCCUGGACAUCAGCAAAUGUGCUUCAAACACCUCGAUUCAUGCCAUACCUAAGAGGUACGUUGGGUAUCGCCAUCCGUCGAGGAGAAAUUCCUGGACUCAGAGACUUUCUCCUACAAAUACGUCCACAUGGCACAAUUGACAGUGAAAACAGCAUGGUUAAGCAGUUCUGGGAGCAUACAUUUCAGUGUCGAUUUGCACCACCUCCAGUAGAAUGGAUGGAAGCUGGUGGGGCCCUGUGCACUGGAGAAGAAGAUCUACAGACUGUAGAGACAGCGUUUCUGGAUGUCUCAAAUCUUAGACCUGAGUAUAAUAUUUACAAAGCUGUGUAUGCACUGGUGUAUGCUCUUGAUGAGAUGCUGCAGUGUGAGCCAGGAAGAGGACCUUUCAGUGAACACGGCUGUGCUUCUUUACAACAAUUGGAGCCUUGGCAGGUUUGAUCUCAAAUUACGCCCCCACACACUCUGAA